CGUCCGGCGUGCUGAAUGAUCCUAUACACUGACCAUGCCACUGGCUCGAGCAUUUGCAAUCUUUUGGUCGGUGUUCUGACUGAUGCCGCUGAACAGACCUCGACCUCAUGCACCUGGAAAAGAACUUAUUCUUGCGUGCUGCAAUUAUUGAACGCUCGUGUCGUAAUACCGCCCUGAAACGAUGAUGGCUGUGGUGGCAUUGUUUGCCACGCACCAACUCUGGUCACUGGCAUUGGUUACACGGCAACACUUCGCUCGUGGCGACUGCACAGCGUGUGUAUCUUGUCCUCGGUCGUUGCUGCGUGAUGGGUUGCUCCAAGUGACGAGUCAUCGGAACCGGCCCGUAGGUGACGAAAGGACACUAUGCAAGAGCGUGCGGAUCGCCUCAGCUAUUGAUCUACGUACGUUACUCACGCUUGGCAAGUUCUCUGACAGACCGGCGGUACCAUUGAUCGGCCGAAAAUUUGUCGUGAAGGCCUUGCCGAAACAAUUCGCGCGAAGCGCGAUUUCAUCUGUCUAUUCAGGUGGCCACUGCAUGCUGGACACGCUUUACAUUCUACACAUACCGAGUCAUUUCUGUUCCUCUUCUCGAAGCCACGCACGGAGGAGACUGGCGCGGGGCAGCUGAUGCAUUGCUGGCUUCGCCUGCUGUUGUUUCAAAGUGAGCCCGUGAUGAGCGGCACGGAGCCCGCACUUAUGGGAA
This is a messenger RNA of Laetiporus sulphureus 93-53, 703 nucleotides long. RefSeq lists its product as uncharacterized. Lineage: Eukaryota; Fungi; Basidiomycota; Agaricomycetes; Polyporales; Laetiporaceae. The record is from RefSeq and is a predicted model, not a curated record. The transcript has 3 exons. Bases 182 to 628 code for a protein of 148 amino acids.